ACAGGCAGUCGCUGCACUGUUUACUUUCCACCUGUUUACUCUAAGGGCCAAAACUUUGAGAAGAGGAUUAACCCAGUUUUUCUUUUCACAUGAGAUCAGCCAGUGGCCAGUCGCUCUGCGUCUAGCACUGGAAAUCUCGGGAGAAUAAAACUUUUUGCAAAACUUUAAAGAGGACGUUUAUCUUUUGUGAACUAAUACGUGGAGAUUCUUCUGAGUAUUGUACACAUGAAAUAAAGCAUGUGUAAUUAAGGGACGAAACGUGUUAUGGACAUUGCUCCUCGGAAUCUGAGGAUCUGUGGAGGCACACAUACAGUGAACAUGUUGUACAGGUAUGGAGGGACAUCUGAAGAGAAACUGCUGAAGAAGUAAUUCUCCCUGGUGGAUUUUCAAAGACUUCAUAAUUGGCAAGAUCUAGGACAUCCCUCUUGCAUAUCACUAAGAGUUCACAGCGUUUCCAGAAAUGUAUCCCUACUCAGGACUGGCAAGCAACACCUAUUGUAAAGUUCUGCUGGCUAAUUAAAGAGGUGGUUGCUAAGAGAUGACGAGCAGCCUCGCAGAGAGCCUCUGAUGUGCUUCUGCUUUAACCUUCAACAAUCAGGUUUUCUGAACUGAAUUCAACCCCUCAAAAAAGAAAAAUCCAAUAAAGUGGAAUGGCAGCUUUAACAAACACCUGUGCAACCAAAACAGCACGGAACUCACUCCUGAAAGAGGAACCAUUCUCUCCCCUCUGCACUGGGGAUAUGGGCUGCAAUGGGACAGAACACCUGGAAACGGGACAGUUAACCAUGUUAGAAAAAACACAUGAGUUCUUCCAGAUAUGUGAUGUGGAAGAUAAAGGUUUUAUCACACGCAGGGACAUGCAGAGGCUUCAUGGUGAAUUACCUCUCAGUGCAGACGAGCUGGAGAAUGUCUUUGACACGCUGGAUGCUGAUGGAAAUGGUUUCCUUACCUUGGAGGAGUUCACCACAGGAUUCAGUGAGUUCCUGUUUGGUCAAAAGAUUUCCAUCAGUGAGGUGCCACAGGAGCCAGUGCAGUCUCAGACAGAGACUGUGUAUCAGAAUCAGUGGGAGGAGAGGCUGGCCGGGGGCGAGAAUGAUGAGGAGCGCCAUUUCUGCAUGCUAAUGGAGAGCCUCGGGGCCAGCAACCUCUUUGAAGAUCAGAGUGAAGUGAGGAGCCUGUGGGCUCAGCUGAGGAGAGAUGAACCCCACCUCCUGUCAAACUUUGAGGAGUUUCUCGCCAGAGUGUCAUAUCAGCUGCAAGAGGCCAACAAGGAGAAGAAGGAGAUGGAGAGUGCACUCAAGAGGAAGGCAAUAACUCAUGAUGAUGAAAUGCAGCGGCUCUAUGAAGAAAUGGAACAGCAAAUAAACAAAGAAAAGGAGAGAAUACUUCUGCAAGAUUCAGAGAAGUUCCUGUCUCUUAGCCAAGAUCUGGAGCUUCAGCUUUCAAGAAAAGAGCAUGAGCUGGAUCAGCUAGUUCAGAAGCAGAGGAGGCUGGAGCUUCAGUGCAUGGAUCUGCACAGCAAGCAGCACGAGACCAAGGUGCAGAACGUGAAGCUGAAGCAGACCAACGAGGAGCUGGGGAAGGACCUGGAGAGGACCUGCCAGGAGCUGGCCCUGGCCCAGCAGCAGCUCCAACAUCUCCAUGAGGAAGCAUCUCGGCUGUACGAGGAGAGAGAGAUAGAGGUAUACAGGGUUACAGAAGGACUACAAAGAGAGAGAGCAGGUCUGCUGAAGCAACUUGACCUGCUGAGGGAAAUGAACAAGCAUCUUCGAGAUGACCGGGAUGUUUGUUUUGAAAAGCCUAAGAGUUCAGUCUCAAAUUCCACCUGGAAUCAGAGAUCUGGAUCGAUUGUUGGUAAAUACACAGAGCGAAAACCGUCCCUGAAAAGUGAUGAUGAAGAAGAUGUCUUAUCAACAAGGAGAAACUCGGACGGUAUGAAUGGACACUGCCAGGCGAACAAAGAGAACGACUACGAGAGUAAAAUGAUGAAGAAGCGGCACCUCAAAAGGAUCAUCUCCAUUGAGGAAGACCACCUGCCACAGUUCCUGGAUGUGGAGUAUGGGAUCCAGCUGAAUGAAUGGGCUGAGGAGGCUGAGGAGCAGGAGGAAGAAGAGGUGGGACAGAGAUGGCAGGCAGAAGCUGUUUAUACAUCUCCUGCAGCUUUAGGGACAAACCAGCACCCUUCUGAGCAGAGGGACCAGGUCUCCAGCAGUGGGGCACCAUCCUCUCCAAGAUGGCAGCCAGUAGGCAAGGAGACAGUGGCACAUGAAGAAGGACACAUUGCCACCCCGGAUCGCGUAUUCAAAAUAGUUCUUGUAGGGAACUCCAGUGUGGGUAAGACAUCUCUUCUGAGACGCUUCUGUGAUGACUGUUUCUACCCCGGCACAUCUGCCACAGUAGGGAUUGACUACAGUGUGAAAACAGUGACAGUGGACAACAGCCAGGUGGCACUCCAGAUGUGGGAUACAGCAGGGCAAGAGAGGUAUCGCAGCAUAACGAAACAGUUUUUCCGGAAGGCAGACGGGGUCAUUGUAAUGUAUGACAUCACAUCCGAGCUCACCUUCACAUCAGUACGACAGUGGCUCAUGAGCGUCCAGGAGGGAGCAGGAGAUGAUAUUCCCAUCAUGCUGGUAGGAAACAAAACAGACAAGGAGAGUGAGCGAGAAGUUCAGUUUAACUCAGGGCAGCGGUUAGCUAAGGACUUGGAUUUGAUUUUCUACGAGUGUAGUGCAUUUUCAGGUCACAGUGUAAAAGAGUCCAUGCUUCAGUUGGCACGAAUUUUAAAGGAGCGAGAGGAUAAAGAAAAGGAGAAGACAAUCCAGCUGGUAGACGAUAGUUCAAAAAAGAAAUCGUGCUGCAUGUGACAGUAGAGAGUCACACUAUUUGGAACAGACUUUUCUUUCUGAAGCAACUUUAUGAACUGUGCCAAGGGUCUCUAUCCUUGUUCGAUGUUUCACUCUCUUCAGUCAUGUUGAGCAAUCAGUGGAAACACAGUAGAUGUUGUGUUUCGUGGCACACAGGCACUUCUCACUUUCAAAACUGUCACUGCUCUCAGAAAAAAUGUUUUGCUCUUGUUUAGGGACCAUUGUGAAGUGAUUUAGCUUGAUGGUCAGCACAUGGAGUGAAAUGGAGAAAGGGCAAUAGGAUUCCUUCAGGAUGGUUAUAAAGUCAAUGGGCCCUAUUUCUGGAAAAUGCAAAGGCAAAUUGUAAUAAGUCUAACAGUAUAAAAAUAGCAAGAAUCAACAUGCAGUGAAAUGUGCUUAGUGCCACUCAUGUUCAUGCCACCCUCUGCUUACUAUCACCACAUUGACAUGAAUAUAAUAUGAGUCAAUGGGGGCAAGCUCCAGAUACUAUCAAUUUGGUUAUGAUCACAUUCCUGUUAAUAUCACACAUAUUUAACAAACAUGGAAACUGAUUUCCUUCCCAGUUAAUAUCACUUUGGGGAAUGAAAACAAAGGUUUUCACAGAAUUUUCUUUUGCCUUUGCUUCAAAGUAGGGCUCAGUGUAUUGCUUUAAUUUGCUGCUAUGUAAAAACAACAAAACAUACCUAACCAAUUUGUAAAGAUCUGCCUAGUGAUGCUAUGAGUCCAUUUGAAAAUGGUGCCUUAUAUAUUUUUUCUGGUUCAGAUGCUUUCAUAGGGACAUACUGUGCCCAUAUUAAGCAGCAACUCACUGUUAUGUAGUGUCUGAUGUCAUAGCCUGGCAUGUUUAACUGAUCUGCGGUGAUAGCAGUGAAAUAAACUUGUAUACUGACUAGCUUUAUAACCGGCCUAUAUAUAAACUGGUGUCAAACCGGGUGCAUGAAUGUAUCAAAAAUGUUUUAUUUAUAAAUGUUUUGAAGUGUAUUACAUGAUAAUGACAUUAGUGAUACCUUUAAAAAUAUAUUUAAAAAUAAUAUAUAUUACUACUGCCUUAUUGAAGAAGCU
Molecule: messenger RNA, 3926 nt
Organism: Polyodon spathula (Mississippi paddlefish)
Lineage: Eukaryota; Metazoa; Chordata; Actinopteri; Acipenseriformes; Polyodontidae
Gene: cracr2aa
Product: calcium release activated channel regulator 2Aa
Exons: 20
Coding region: 651-2864 (737 amino acids)
Molecular function (GO): calcium ion binding; GTPase activity; GTP binding
Source: RefSeq, a predicted model, not a curated record